ACAACAACAACAACAAAAAUAUAGGAUCGUUCGAUUUGAUAUUUGUGUGAGAGAGUCAGUCUUGGGUUGAAAUCAAAGCUUGGUCCUUUUUUCAUUCUCUUUCCUGCUUUUUUAGUUUCUGAUCUCACAGGGAAGCCUUUUAUAAUUGUUGCCCUCAAUUUCUCCGUCCCUACUCUUUUAUUUGAUCAAUUCCUACGAUAAAGCACGAAUCUUUAAACCCGGGCCUGUCCUUGUAAUCGAGUGUGUUGAUGUCACUCAUGAAUUUGUGGUGAGAUCCGGUGAGAAGUUCCCUCUUUUUUUCUCAGAUUGCUGUAAAAAAAAGAGAGCUUUUAUAAGGUGUGAGAGAGAGAGAGAGAUUGAGAUUAGAUUUAUCCCUUUUGUUGUUUGUUUGAUAUGGGUAACGUGAACGCGAGAGAAGAAGGGAAUAGUAACAACGCCUCUGCGGUUGAAGACGACGACGCUGAGAUUUGUUCUCGUGAAGCCAUGUCUUCUGCUUCCGAUGGCAACCAUGUCGCUCCUCCUGAGCUUAUGGGUCAAUCUCCUCCUCAUAGCCCUCGAGCAACUCAGUCUCCUCUCAUGUUCGCUCCUCAGGUUCCGGUGCUUCCUCUUCAAAGACCUGAUGAAAUUCACAUCCCUAACCCGUCGUGGAUGCAAUCGCCAUCUUCGUUGUAUGAAGAGGCUUGUAACGAGCAAGGAAUCCCUACUAUGAUCACAUGGUGCCAUGGGGGCAAGGAGAUUGCUGUUGAGGGAUCAUGGGACAAUUGGAAGACAAGUCGGCUGCAGAGAUCUGGGAAAGACUUCACUAUCAUGAAAGUGUUGCCUUCAGGAGUCUAUGAGUACAGGUUCAUUGUUGAUGGACAGUGGAGGCAUGCCCCUGAGCUUCCCUUGGCAAGAGAUGAUGCUGGGAACACUUUCAACAUUUUGGACCUUCAGGACUAUGUUCCUGAAGACAUUCAAAGCAUAUCUGGGUUUGAGCCUCCGCAAUCUCCAGAGAAUAGUUACAGCAACUUGCUUCUGGGAGCUGAGGAUUACUCGAAAGAACCGCCUGUGGUUCCCCCGCACCUACAGAUGACACUGCUGAACUUGCCAGCAGCCAAUCCUGACAUUCCAUCUCCGCUGCCAAGACCUCAGCAUGUCAUCCUCAAUCAUCUUUACAUGCAGAAGGGCAAAAGUGGUCCCUCUGUGGUUGCACUUGGUUCCACUCACCGCUUUCUAGCAAAGUAUGUUACUGUGGUGCUCUACAAGUCAUUGCAGAGGUGAGAAGAUGAUGCCAAUUCCAAUGGGUAGCAUGUGGGAACUCGACAUGCUCCUAUCUAGUCGGUGUUAAAAGUUAUCUCAUGGAGAAUGAGUGAGGCUAUAGGAAGGAGACACACGAAGAGAGUUAUUUGCAGGCAAAGUAUUCCCUCAAUACGGCGAAUUUUGUUGUCUUUAAAGUUGUCAAUAAGGUUUACCAACAGAAUGAAGAUGCAGUAUUCAGUCAGUGUCUGUGUAAUCUUUUGAUUCGAAGACUUCAUCAUCUGUUUUGUUUUUAGUAUAAUUUAGAAAAGAAGAAUGCAGGAACGACUUCACUUGUAAAACCGGCAAAUCUUUUUUAUGGUUUUGUUUUGGGGAGUUCAAGUUUUCACAACAGUUGUCA
Molecule: messenger RNA, 1636 nt
Organism: Capsella rubella
Lineage: Eukaryota; Viridiplantae; Streptophyta; Magnoliopsida; Brassicales; Brassicaceae
Product: SNF1-related protein kinase regulatory subunit beta-2
Exons: 4
Coding region: 394-1260 (288 amino acids)
Molecular function (GO): protein binding
Source: RefSeq, a predicted model, not a curated record